AGCCAUAGGAGUGAAGAAAGGUUGAACUACCUGGCUGGAGCAUUUGACAUUAUUUAGGAUACAUGCAGAUACUGAGAUACUCAGAUAGAGAUAGACAAUACUGAAUUGAACAGGAACAAGGAAGUGACUUACCUAUUUAUAUCAUAUAUGAAUGAUACCAGUGGUACUGAGCCUGAGGCACGUUAUUGAUUGAUACUCAUCAACAGCGCUUUGACUAAGCAGUCUGUUUGACCCUUGCAAUAUCAAGUUGACUUGUACUUUCUGUAAUUUAUUUCAUCACAAUUCAACUGAACUUCCAAGUUCAAGAUGGUCUACAUGUCGGUUGCUGCUCGAAAUGAAAAGAUGUUGCACCUGGCGAGAUCACCUGGGUUUCGAGCUUGGAGUACAUUUUUUGGUAUCCUUGCUAUAGGUUGUGGGAUGGUAAUCUUCUCAAAUGAUGACUGGCUGUGGAAAUCAUUUUGUCUCUUCUGCUGUGGAUUUGUGGCAAUAUGCUCUCUAGAUGACUGGGAGGAAUGCAUCAUUGAAAAGGAUGGUGACAUUCUUCUGAAGAGGUUUAGUUUGAUUGAGAAGAUUCUCAGACCGAAAGAAAAUCAGCGGCAAGUUAUUGCUGAAUCAUCUAGUAUCGUGAAAGCUGAAGUUGAAGCAGAAGACAUCAGAUUCUUUGGUAAAGGGCGUCUAGUAAUGCUCUACUUCAGUGCUGGCUACACCUUGCCUCUGACAGAGAAGUGCACUCUUGGAGACGGAAGUGAUCAUGAGGUGAUAGCAGAACUGAUCAGGAAAUUUCUAGAACUUGAAAAGAAGACAUGGGUACAAAUGGAAUUCCAUUCUCCUAAUAAGCAACCCCAAUCAUCAUCAUCAUCAUCAUCAUGCUCUUCUUCAGAUGAAAUGGGAGAAGAUGCUGAAACAAGAUAGCAUCCAACUAAUUAAUUAAAGUUCUACAUGAAGACGGUAAACAUUUUUCUAUGUGUCCCAUGUGGAAACAUUUGACAGUUUUGGCACUUUUACACAUAUUUAAAAAUCUUCUAGUUAAACACAGUAUAUGCUAUUAACCCAUCGCCUACUAGAACUGUUUGAUUCCUGUACAAAGCCUAUGGAAAAUACAGAAUU
Lytechinus variegatus (green sea urchin) is the source of this 1107-nucleotide messenger RNA. It is a transcript of the gene cybc1, whose product is annotated as cytochrome b-245 chaperone 1-like. The transcript is spliced from 5 exons. NCBI's taxonomy places the organism in Eukaryota, Metazoa, Echinodermata, Echinoidea, Temnopleuroida, Toxopneustidae. The record is from RefSeq and is a predicted model, not a curated record. The coding region runs from base 307 to 912 and encodes 201 amino acids.